AUGGCAAGCAAUGAUUCACAUAUAUUAGUCGAUAUAUCAAAUAGUAAUAAAACGCGUAUUCUCACAUCUCUUGAUGUUAUUAUAGAACAAGGGACAUAUUGUAGUGUUGGAUUCUCGAGAAAUAUAGUUAUCACAAACAAUAUCAGGAAAGUGGAAUCGGCUGUUAUCCUUUUGGAAGAAAGUAUCUUGCAUUGCGGUGAUAGUUUUGAAAUCACCGAAGUUAUGUCGCCUUCAUCAAGUGGAAAAAUACUAUCAAUAGGACCAUUUGGCUACAAUGUCAUCAUCAUUAUCGGGACAAUAGCUUCAGAUGCGAUCAAUGGCAUGCUCAGAAAAAAUAGGCGAUACUACUUUGUCAAAAGCGAUUGGGCUCUUUCCCGUUUGUUGUGA
Molecule: messenger RNA, 387 nt
Organism: Halteromyces radiatus
Lineage: Eukaryota; Fungi; Mucoromycota; Mucoromycetes; Mucorales; Cunninghamellaceae
Exons: 5
Coding region: 1-387 (128 amino acids)
Source: RefSeq, a predicted model, not a curated record